This is a messenger RNA of Punica granatum (pomegranate), 1801 nucleotides long. The record is from RefSeq and is a predicted model, not a curated record. Lineage: Eukaryota; Viridiplantae; Streptophyta; Magnoliopsida; Myrtales; Lythraceae.
UAUUUUUAGCAUAUCCUCCCUAAAACUCCAUUUUAAAAAUGUUAUAUUUUCCUUCAUUCCUCGGAGGACAAGAUUCCUUCAUGUUCUUUAUUGUUGUCGGUGACAAUUUGAGAAUUCUUCCCAAUUAGCUCAGAAACCCAACCAACUAUGGCGUUUGCACCAGAUCUCUUCUGCUGAUACACUGUGCAGUGACAGAAUCCCUCCCGGUCAAAUGCUUCAAUGCCCGCCUUCCUUCCUUCCUCUCUCUUUCGCCGACAUAACAUGAGAAGCCACAGAUCUUCUCAUCCUCACUCUGCGACCCACUUCAUUCUCUACACUCUCGUUCUCUUCUCUUCAUCCUCGGGGACCGUCCUAGCACGGAAAGUCGACCCUUUGAUUCAGCUCCCUCGUACCCUCCCGUCCCGGAACAGACACGUGUCCAAAAGGGUUCUUCUCGUCGACGAUCAUGGAGCCAGGGGGGAUGGUUUCUCCGAUGACACCGACGCUUUUAAGAAGGUGUGGAAGAAGGCUUGUUCUUUAAGAGCGCCAUCUCGGAUCAAGAUCCCCGAUGGGAAGACUUAUCUGGUCGGUCCCAUUGAUCUGUCAGGACCCUGUAGAUCAAAGGUCACUUUGCAGAUUUCUGGUAGCAUUGUCGCUCCCGAAGAUCCCCAACUUUGGGAUGGGUUAAAUCCCCAUAAGUGGCUCUACUUCCAUGGGGUAAACCACCUCACUUUAGAAGGCAGAGGCAGAAUUAAUGGAAUGGGACGUAAAUGGUGGGCGCAGUCUUGCAAGACAAACUCAACAAAUCCAUGUCAGCCUGCUCCAACGGCUAUCACUUUCCACAGAUGCAAGAAUUUGAGGAUUCAGUACCUGACAGUGAUUGAUAGUCCAAAAAUGCAUAUUGCAUUCACAAAUUGUCUCCAAGUUAAAGCGUCCAAUCUUACAGUUAUAGCUCCACGAGCGAGCCCUAAUACUGAUGGAGUGCACAUCAGUGCUUCCCGCGCAAUUGAGGUCGAAAAUACCAUGAUCAGAACAGGAGAUGAUUGCAUAUCUAUCGUCAGCAACUCUUCGGGGGUCACAAUAAAAAAUAUCAUAUGCGGUCCUGGACAUGGUAUCAGUAAAUUGUGUUCUCGCUCUGCUAGUAUUGGGAGCUUGGGGAAGUGGAACUCGUUGUCAGAGAUCCGCAAUGUGAUUGUAGAUGGAGCAAUCCUGUCCAAUACCGACAAUGGGGUCAGGAUCAAAACAUGGCAGGGAGGCAGCGGCUUUGCCUCUGAUAUCGUCUUCCAGAACGUGUGGAUGGAGAAUGUAUCAAAUCCCAUAAUCAUCGACCAAUACUAUUGUGAUUCAUUUCUUCCUUGUCGAAACCAGACCGAGUCCGUGAAAGUGAAAAAUAUAGUGUUUAUGCACAUAAAGGGGACAUCUGCUACCGAGGCAGCCAUAACAUUUGCUUGCAGCGAUGAGUCCCCAUGCGAAGGCUUAUACUUGGAAGAUAUAGAGCUCGUGUCACAUGCUGGCGGGCUAACAAGAGCUCUCUGUUGGCAAGCUUAUGGUGAUACUCUAGGCGUGGUUUAUCCUCCUGUUCCUUGCUUCUCAGACGCUAAUGAUAAUAGCUUCAUGGAGCAGAAAGGAGAUUCCAGGAUUUCUGCUCCUUCGUUUCGUUAAGACUGGAGAAAGUGGAUCAGAAACUCGAAUAUAAGACUCUGUUUAUGUAUUUAGUCAAAGAUGUACAUCCAUCUUCUCUAAAGAGUUAAGAGCAAAUUUUGGGACGUCUCUGUUUCUUCAUAUUCUUUCUUCUGUGGAAUAAGCUCUGAAAACUUACCCA